UCAAGCAGGAAGUGAGCGCGUUCAUGUGGUUGUGUUGUGCUGUUUUGCCGCCUUGACGCAAGCUCACUUACUGUACAUUUGCAUUUGCAAAUGUUUAAUAUUUACUGAUGUAAGCAAAGGAGAGAAACUAUGGCUGCUGAUACUUCCACUGUUGGAGGGAUACAAGGUUACCUUCUUAAGCUCCACUCAUCCCUUGAAGACACAGUGAGCACGAAUGUUGCUAUAGUCUGCCAUGACAUUAUUGGAGACUUGGGGCAGGAGUGCAUGAUAACUAAGAAUGAGAAUGAACUGGUUUUACAGACAUCUUUGCUCUUUGCAAAGGAAGAGGGAUUGCUUAGCUUUCUUCGCAGGUCUCUGUCUACUGAAAAGCUGGGGACUACAGGAGUGGAGAUUCUGCGGGAAACGAGAGUGGAGAUUAUGAAUUUCUUAGGGGCAUUUCUACAGAGAAUGUCAGCCACUGUCCGAGGAUGGGAAAAGAACUAUGCUGUCGAGCUUAAGGACACGUGCAUUGUCGUUUACACAAAGGACAAAUCUGCAAAGUGCAGAAAUCCUGCUUUAGAUCUUCUAAUCAAAAUACUGUAUCUCACGAAAGACUCCAGCAUCACACAGAAUCUCAGAAUUGGAGAUAUGUUCAACAAAUUUUACGGAGAGUUGUGUCAGAAGCAUAAGAUCCCUGAUACAGUCCUGGGUUGCAUUUAUGAACUUCUUGGAGUGCUGGGUGAAGUGCACCCCAGCGAGAUGGUCAACAACUCUGACAAACUCUACAAGGCCUACCUGGGUGAACUGAAAGGACAGAUGACAUCUACUACAAAGGAGCCGAAGCUUCCUGUUGUUGCCGGAUGUCUGAAAGGAAUCGCCGCUCUGAUGGUGAACUUCACCAAAUCAGUGGAAGAAGACCCAGCCGCAUCGAAAGAAAUCUUUGAUUAUGCCCUAAAGGCUAUUAGUCCACAGACUGAUAUAAAACGAUAUGCAGUCAUCUUUGCUGGCCUAAAACUAUUUGCGAAGCACUCUAGCCAGUUUGGCAGCUGUCUCAUGGAUCAUUACAUCUCAAUCUUUGAUGUUAUGUCCAAACAUUGUGGACACAUAAAUGCAGAGCUGAAAAAGAGCAGUUACACCGCUCUGGAGUCUUUCCUAAAACAGGUGGCCACACUUGUGGCAGAAAACAUAGAGCUUCAUAAAAGCAAGCUGAAGUUUUUCAUGCAGAAGUUUUGUGCAAUCAUCAGGACCAUGGACUCCACUAAUAAAGAGCUGUCCAUCGCUAUCAGAGGAUAUGGCCUGUUUGCUGCGCCGUGUAAGGUGGUGUGCCCCCAGGAUGUAGAUCUGAUGUACACAGAGUUGAUUCAGCGAUGCAAGCAGAUGUACUUGACUGAGUCUGACCGGGAUGAUGACAACGUCUACCAGCUGCCAAGCUUCCUCGACUCCAUAGCGAGUGUUUUGGUACACCUUGACCGGAUCCCAGAAGUGUACACACCUGUACUUGAGCGUCUCCUUGUGGUCCAGAUGGACAGUUUCCCUCAGUACAGCCAGAGAAUGCAGCAUGCCACCUGCCGCUCCAUUGUCAAGGUGUUUGUUGCAAUGGCGGUUCGGGGUCCUGUCCUCUGGAGUUUCACUAGUUCCGUGGUUCACCAGGGCCUGAUCAGAGUGUGCUCCAAGCCGGUUCUUCAGUCAGAUGAGCGAGGGGUUUCUUCAGGGGUUUCUCAAUCAGAGGAUUCUACUCUGGUGCGCUCUGGGAAAUGGAAAGUUCCUUCAUCAAAGGACUACCUUGAGCUCUUCAAGGGGCUUCUGGACUGUGAAAACCUCAAAGACACAGGAUUUGUGGAUGGAGCUCCAGCUGCCAAAAACUACAACCUGAGAGACUUAAACCGACACUUAUAUGAUGCACUGGUGCAGUCAGUCAUGAAGAUUGUGGAGAAACUUGAUCUUUCAGUGCAGAAAGUCAGUGCAGCGGAUGAGGUACAGAGUGAUGCAAGUGCUGGGAUUGUGCUGUCAUCUGAUCCAACAGCAAACCUGAUGCCCAACAAACCCAAAGACUUCAUUGCCUUCAUCAACUUAGUGGACUUUUGCAGUGAGUUGUUGCCUUCAAGAAAUCCUGAGUAUUUUGCUCAGUGGAUGCACCCCCUGUGUCACGAGCUCAUCCUGCAGUCGAUACGUUUCCCUCUGGUCAGUGGUUUUUAUAAGCUCCUCUCCCUCUCUAUGGGCAUUGCCAAGAAAACCCAGUAUUUUCAGGACGUAAAACAAUGUCCUAAACAAGUUGGUGGCUCAACCAUGGAGAACGCCUGUUUUUCACUCCUUGCAAAGUUUGGAAAAGAGGUUUGUGUACGUAUGAAGCAAUAUAAAGACGAGCUCCUGGCUGCCUGUCUGAUGUUCAUCCUCUCGCUUCAUCCUGGCAUGGUGGCUCUUGACAUCAAGGCAUACAUCCCUGCUCUACAGGCUGCACUGCGGCUGGGUUUGAGUCACGCUCCUCUGGCCACAGCAGCACUGGAUGCUCUGGAGUCCUGGUCGUCUUUUAUCCCUGCUGCCAUCCUGCAACCACAUUAUACAGACAUACUGCCACAUUUAGAUGGCUACCUCAAAACCACUAGUAGCUCUGAAAAAGAUGACAGCAAUAUGGAAGUGACAUUUGUGUCAACGGGAAGUUCAAAAGGUUAUGGACAAGUGUUGUUGAGACUCCUGAAGAAAUCAAAGCGCUUUUCUCUGGGAGACGAGUCUCCAAUCGCUGCUGUGAGACGCAGGGUGGUACGUCUACUCGGACACCUGGGAGGACAGCUCAACAGGAGCCUUGUGACAGCUGUUUCUGCGGAGGACAUGAUGAAGCGGUUUGUAGCGUGGGAUUGUGAGAAGAGGCUGAGUUUUGCUGUGCCUUUUAAAGACAUGAAGCCUGUGAUCUACCUGGACUCUUUCUUGCCACGGGUCACAGAGCUCGCACUGUCCUCCAGUGAUAGACAGACUAAAGUUGCAGCCUGUGAGCUUCUACACAGUCUGGUCAUAUAUAUGGUGGGUAAAGGAGCCCAGAUGACAGAAGAUGACAAGUCUGCUCCACCCAUGUACAACCUACAUCGAAAAGUCUUUCCUGUUCUUCUACGCCUGGCUUGUGACGUUGACCAGGUGACGCGGCAACUCUUUGAGCCUCUGGUGAUGCAGCUUAUCCACUGGUUCACCAACAAUCGAAAGUUUGAGAGCCAAGACACAGUGGCAGUGCUGGAGGCCAUCCUGGAUGGGAUUGUGGAUCCAUUGGACAGCACCCUCAGAGACUUCAGUGGCACCUGCAUCCAGGAAUUUGUCAAAUGGUCUAUCAAACAGACCACCCCCAAACAGCAGGAAAAGAGCCCGGCCAACAUGAAAUCCCUCUUCAAGCGUAUCUACAGCUUGGCUUUACACCCCAGUGUCUUCAAGAGGCUUGGAGCUGCGCUGGCCUUUAACAGCAUGUACAGGCAGUUCAGGGAAGAGAGCUCUUUGGUUGAGCAGUUUGUCUUCGAGGUGCUGGUGGUGUUUGUUGAGAGUUUGGCUUUGGCCCACUUUGAUGAAAAGUCUGUGGGAACUGUCCAGCAGUGUUGUAGUUCACUGGAUCAUUUGAAGAGAAUCAUCAAACACAAGGCAGACUCACUAAAUAUAAACUCCAAGAGACGGAUACCCAGAGGUUUUCCUGCAGAUCAGUCAGUGUGUUUAUCUAAUGUAGUCCUUUGGCUGCUGACCCAGUGUGGAAGACCCCAGACUGAAUGCAGACACAAAAGCAUGGAGCUUUUCUUUGAAUUUGUGCCUCUGCUGCCAGGUAAUUCAUCUCCUGCGAUGUGGCUGGACGAGCAGUUAAAGCAGCGUGGUCCAGGUUUUCUCAUUUCAUGUUUAGAGGGAGGUGGUUUACUAUCUCAGCCCACCUUGAGAGAGAUUGAAGCCCCCUUCAGCAUCAGAGGCACCUUACAAUGGAUGGAUCUGCUGCUGGCUGCUCUUGACUGCUACAACACCUUCACAAACCUGCGGUGUCUGCAACUCCAGAGGAUCCUGGGCACUUGUGAGAAGUCCAGCUUUUUGCCUGCUGUACAUUUCUUCCUAACAGAGCUGUCCAUGCAGGACAUUCAGGCUGCCAGGGCCUGCUUCAGAUUGGGAAAUGCAGGUCAGUCACACUUCAGCCCUCGUGAGACCGAGCAGUACAACUACAGCAAGUGCUCCAUCAUUGUCCGAAUGCUGGAGUUCUCCACCAUGGUGCUGCAGAAAUGCCCACAGGACCUCUGGAAGUUAAUGGAGAAAGAUGUGUUCAACUCUUCCCUCUUCACAUUGGUGGUGUUGGCAGUAUGUGAGCCCUCCUCCAUUGGAUUCAACAUGGCGGAUCUAGAGGUGAUGACUCACCUGCCGGAGGUGUGCUUUCCUUUGCUUAAAGCUUUGGCAUCAGCACCUUACAGGACACAACUGGAGAGCUGCAUUCGGAUGAGGAUAACAAAACAAAGUGUGGAGGAGCUGUGUGCUAUUGAUUUGUAUGAGACAGACACCAGAAACAGCCAUGCUAGCAUGAAUCUGUUACUCUCAGCCUGUAGGCAGCUUCACCAGUCUGGGCUGCUCAACUCAGUUUUGCACAGUCAGGAUGCUAGUUAUGGUUGCUCUUUGGGCUCCAAACUUCUCACUAGUGUGUAUAAAAGCAUUGCUCCAGGAACUGACAGGAAGUCUUUACCCUCCAUGGAUGUUGGCAGCAGAAAGUUGGCUGACAGACUUGUGCAAUUAUCGUUUUGUUUGGGUGAUCAGAGUGAACAGACGGUUGGCCUUUUACUGAACACCAUCACACUCUCAGUCCCUCUCUCUGGCAGUCUGAACCCUCACUUCCUCAGCUUCUCUCAUGGGGAGUACUUUUACAGCCUCUUCCAAACAUCUCUCAAUACUGAGUUACUGCGCAGUGUGGAUCGGUCAGUGCCGCUGCUGCUGUCCUCAGCCAACCAAAACCCCAGCAUGGUUAGUGUUUUGCUGAACGGCAUGUUGGAUCAUAGUUUUCGUGAGCGUUCUGUCAGAAAGUCCCAAGGUUCACAAUUGGCUGAGCAAGUGCUCAAGGGGUGGGAUUUGCUCAGGCCAUGGUGGGAUGGUCCUGCGGCAACACCAGAAAGCAAAACCUCAGUCCUGUCAUUGCUUGCCAAAGUGCUCCAGAUCGAUUCAUCUGUGUGCUCCAAUACAAGUCACCCAGCAUUCAAUGCUGUGUUUACCACUUUCACAGCUCUUCUCACAGAUGUAUCUAUGCCAUUAAAUCUCAAGAGUCAGGCUCUUAUCAUGCUGCCUUUCUUCACUGCAUUGCCCAGCAUGCCUUUAGAGGAGCUCAGGAGGGCUCUGGAGUCACUGGUGGCUACACAUUUCCCUAUGCAGUCAGAUGAAUUUCCACGUGGAUCUCUACAGUGCAACAACUACAUGGAUUGCAUUCGCAAGUUUUUAGAGGCCCUGCAACUGUCUCAGAGUCCUUUGUUAUUGAAGCUUAUGGCUCGAGUUCUGUGCCGGGACAAAAAACAUAUCAUGGAGGAGCUUUUUCAGGCCUGCUUUCAAAAAAUUGCUCAUCAGUCUUAUUUGGGAAAACAAGUUCUUCUCCUCAGCUCCACCUACCAAUCAUUUCAAGCCAAAGAAGUUCCAUCAAACUUCAUGCUCAUGGGUCUGAUAGACAGAGUCCUGCUGCCGCUGGCCUCUCACUGCAGUCCUCAAGCUCUCUCUCAGUUCUUUAUCUCUAAUAUUGCUGAUAUCAUGACUACUCUACAGACACGCUUCACCAAGUCUGUUGAGUCGGUGUUUGAGAGUCAGAUCAUGAUGAAGAUUGGCUGUUGUAAGCUGUUGGAGGUGUUGUAUUCUCGUCUGCCUAAAGAGGAAGUCUAUUCUAAAAACUCUGCCAUCAACCAGGCCUUCUGUGGCACCGGCUGCGCUGAAGGCAAUGAGCUUUCCAAGAACCUCCUCAAAUCAUGUUUUGAGGCCUUCACGGAGAACAUGACAGGAGAGAUGGUACUGCUGGAGUUGAGGAGACAGUUUCACUGCGCUGCUUACAACUGUGCCAUAGCCCUUAUCAGCUGCAGCUUCAACGAAACCAAGUUCUACCAGGGCUUCCUUUUCACUGAAAAACCUGACAAGAAUCAGUUCAUAUUUGACAAUCUUAUUGAUUCGCAAAGGGUGUACAACUUUCCUAUAGAGAUUGAUGUCCCUAUUGAGAGGAAAAAGAAGUAUGUCAUGAUUAGGAAAGAAGUGAGUGGAGAAAACGGAGACGCACCUGUAUAUCUGUCUUCCCAGUCCUACAUGGCAGACAGCAGUCUCAGUGAGGAGAUGAGUCAGUUUGACUUCUCCACUGGGGUUCAAAGCUUCUCCUACAACUCUCAGAAUCCUUCAGGCGUGAGCAGCUCCAGCAGGAUGCGGGAGCGCAAGGAGGUUUUGUCUCAGGACGAGACUGUGGAGCUGGAGAUGGAUGAGCUGAACCAGCAUGAAUGUAUGGCCAAUAUGACGGCACUGCUGCGCCACAUGCAAAGGAACAACAUCACCCCGAAAGUAGAGGAGGGUGUGAGACCUAGUGAUCUUCCUCCAUGGAUGAAGUUCCUGCAGGGGAAGCUGGACAAUCCAUCUACUCCUCUCAACAUUAGACUCUUCAUCGCCAAACUUAUCAUCAAUACUGAGGAGAUUUUUCGUCCAUAUGCCAAGCAUUGGCUGGGCCCACUGAUGCAGCUGGUGGUUUCCAGUAGCAAUGGAGGAGAGGGCAUUCACUUUAUGGUGGUGGACAUUGUGGUCACAGUCCUUUCAUGGGCCAGUGUAGCUUCACCAAAGGGUAACACAAGAGAUGAAGUUUUGGUCAACAGGCUUCUUGGGUUUUUGUUUAAGAACUGCUUCCACAGCAAACGGGCUGUUUUCCGUCACAAUCUGGAGAUUAUACGCACAGUUGUCGAGUGCUGGAAGGACUGCCUCACAAUACCCUACGAUUUGAUAUACGAGCGGUUUGCUGGAACAGAUCCCAACAGCAAGGAUAACUCUGUGGGAAUACAGCUUUUAGGCAUUGUAAUGGCCAAUAAUCUUCCUCCUUAUGAUGCUGCGUGUGGCAUCGAGCAUGACAGAUAUUUUCAGUCGCUGGCCAAUAAUCUAUCAUUCAUCAGAUAUAAAGAGGUGUACUCAGCAGCUGCUGAGGUCAUUGGGUUAAUCCUGAACUACAUGACAGAAAGAGAAAAUCAAAUUGAAGGGACCUUAUUUAACAUCACUGUUACGAAACUGAUGGAUUUGAGAAAGAAGGAGGUGGAUGACAAGUUUAUUGUUUGCUUGAGCAAAGUGUCAAAACACUUUCCACCUUUGGUGGACCGAUUCAUUAAUCCUGUAUUUUAUUUGCUGCCAAAGCUGCAUGGCAUGUUGAAGACACACUGUCUUGAAUGCGUGCUGAGUCGUGCUGAUGUCAUCCCUGAAAUCUUCCUGCACCUAAAGACCAAAGGCCUCUCACAGAUCAUGAGCCACAAAGAUGAGGGCAGACAGCGGGUUUGUCUGGACAUUAUUCAUAAGAUCCUGGCAUGUCUGAAGCCAGAAGAGCUGAAGGAAAUUUUGGGAGCUGUCACAGCAUUCGCAUCUCACCCUUCUCCUGUGUGCAGAGAGAGAAUGUAUGAUAUCCUGAUGUGGAUUCAGGACAACUACAGUGACUCUGAGAGCAGGGAAGACAGCACGUCUGUGGAAGUUCUCAGUGUUGCUCGAGAGACUCUCCUGCAGGGACUGACAGAUGAAAACUAUGGCUUACAGCUUUAUGUGCGCAAUUUCUGGAGUCACGAGAGCCGUUUACCCCCAGAAACACUGGAGCGUAUGCUUGUCGUGCUGAAAUCGCUGUAUUCAUCCCGCAUUGAAGAACAGUUCCUCAGUUUGGCCACUGACCUACUUCUUGAGAUGACCAGUCACAGCCCUGACUUCACACGCAACAUGUUUGAGUUCCCUCUCUCUGAGUGCAAGUUCCAGGACUACACAAUAGACUCUAACUGGCGUAUGCGGAGUACGGUCCUCACGCCCAUGUUUAUGGAGACUCAGGCCACUCAGGGGGCAGAAGCUGCUGGCAGUCAGGCAGCCACAGUGAGGGGCCAGAUCAGGGCCACACAGACGUCCCUGGAGUUCUCUCAGACUCUGGCUCCUGGUGCAGGACGUCGUUCAGCAUAUAACUGGUUAACUGGGAGUAGUGUGGACACACUGGCUGAUUAUUCCCUUUCAUCUGAUUCUUUAUCAUCACUUUUGGUGUUUGACAAAAAGAGAUCAGAGCGUCCACAAGCUGCCUGGAGAGCUGUGGGUGCAGGGUUUGGCUCUAAACGUCUCACUGCCACCAGUGACGACACAGACAGCCGGACUGCAGCUGAGCGGGAGCGGCGUGCAGACAUUCUGAGACUCAGAAGGAGAUUUCUGAAGGAUAAAGAGAAAGAGAGCAUAAAAUUCGCCAAGAAAGAAAUCCAUUCUCAAAGAACUGAGAGGGAGAGAAGAGCAGAUCUAAAGAUCCGCCAGGAUGCUCAGGUCACGCUUUACCGCAGCUACAGAGUUGGAGAUCUUCCUGAUAUUCAGAUUCAGUUCAGCAGCCUCAUUGCGCCACUACAGGCCCUGGCACAGAGGGAUGCCACACUAGCCAAGCAGCUGUUCAGCUCUCUGUUUGCUGGUGUGCUGGUUGAAAUGGAGAGAUUGAAAUCAAAUAAAGAAACAGCCGACAUUCUGAAGGAGCUAGUGCAGACUCUAAACGCUUUCCUUAACAAGAGCACAGUCUACUUUCCGCCCUUCAUUUCUUGCAUCCAGGAUAUGAGUUACCAUCAUAAGGCUCUUCUCGGUGUAGAGCCGUCUCUGGUCAGUGCCACCUGUCUUGCCAGCCUGCAGCAGCCCAUGGGCAUCCUGUUACUGGAGGAGAGUUUACUUCAUGGAGCUGGAGCAUCAGAGGAACCUCCAUUGAAACGAGCCCGAGGCAAACGUGAGCUGCCGCCUGACACAGAGAGAUGGAUCCAUCUUGCAAAACUUUACAGGUCACUGGGAGAUUAUGAUGUUGUCAGGGGAAUCUUUAGUGGCAAGAUUGGCACAAAGUCUAUAACAUUCACAGCCCUGCAAGCAGAAGCAAAGAGUGACUAUGCAGAAGCUGUGAAGCUCUACAAUGAGGCUCUAAACAAAGAGGACUGGGAUGAUGGAGAGCCCACAAUCACAGAGAAAGAUUUCUGGGAGAUUGCAGCGCUGGAGGCCUACAAUCACUUGACAGAGUGGAAAUCUCUUGAGUACUGUGCCACGGUCAACAUUGACGACAGCUCCCCUAUCAGACUAGACAGAAUGUGGACAGAGACAUUUUAUGUGGAAACAUACCUGCAGUACAUGAUGCGCAGUAUGUUGAAGCAGUUGCAGAUGGGUGAAACAAAUCAGGAUCUACUGAGCUUUGUCGAUGCUGCCAUGAAGACAGAGGAGCACAAGAUCAUCAUGGAGACUCACUACAGUCAAGAGCUGAGUCUGCUGUACAUCCUCCAAGAAGACUAUGACAGAGCUAAAUACUACGCCAACAACUGCAUGCAAGUCUUCAUGCAGAACUACUCCAGCAUCGACCCCUUGCUGAACCGCAGCCGGCUGACUGUGCUGCAGUCUGUCCAAGCUCUGACCGAGAUCCAAGACUUCUUGAAUUAUAUCACAGGAGAUGUCUCAGUGAAUUCUCUCAAGUUCAUGAUCAGACGGUGGACCAGCCACUAUCCAGAUGCUAAACUGGACCCCAUGAAUGUGUGGGAUGACAUCAUCACUUCUCGUUGUUUCUUCUUGGAUAAGAUUCUGAAGAGACUGAAGUCCACCCCUGAAAACAGCAUGGAGGUGGACGGUGCAGACCAGGGCAGUGGAGAGGAGCUCGGAGUGCUGGUCAAAACCUGCAAGUUCAACAUGAAACUCCAAAUGGCUGACAGCGCAUGGAAACAGAAUAACUUUCCAGUGGCAUCCAAGCUGUUGAAGGAACUUCACCGUCAUGCAAAGAUUGAUGAUGCACGGUUGCUCCGCUGGGUCCACAGCUUCAGCCGUUUCACUCACAAAAGAAUUGCUAGACUUGGACCUUCUGAAAAGAUUAAUGCUUUACUCAAGACUGUUCCACUUUUGAAGGAUGCUGAGAGACAAAGCGAAGCGCUAUCUGCCCGGAUGCUUCGUGACCAGAGAAUUCUUCUGGGGACCACUUAUGACCUCAUGGCUGGUGCUGCAGAUCGCAGUCCCUUUGCUCUGGAGACCCUCGGGGAAGAGAAAGUACAGAAGAUUCUCCAACUUUCGCAGGCCUCAUCCAUCGCCCAGGUGGUGGAGGGUCUGCAGAUUCAGGCUCUGGAGUUGUUGAGGAGUGCUGCAUGUAAAGCAGAAGAGGAAGAGCAGUCUUUCAGCCAACAGCAUGUGAACACGCAUGGUAUUGUGGAAGCCUACAUGACCAUGGCCAACUUCUGUGACCGAAGACUACGAGAGAGUGAACAGAAAGAAGAGGCAAUCAGUUCCAAGCUUCAGUCCUUGCCUGAACAUGUCGUGAAGAUGAUGCUGAAGGCGCUGAAGCUUAGCUCUGAGGAGGCCAGGCUCAAGUUUCCUCGUCUGCUGCAGCUAGUAGAAGUGUACCCUGCUGAAACCCUUGACCUGAUGGUCAGAGAGGUUGUGAGUGUUCCUUGCUGGCUUUUGAUUGGCUGGAUCAGUCAAAUGAUGGCUCUGCUUGACAAGCCUCAGGCGACAGCAGUUCAGCAUGUUAUAGAGGAGAUUGCAGAAUGCUAUCCACAGGCACUCAUAUACCCGUACAUGAUCAGCAGUGAGAACUACACUUUUGAGGAGUCUGCAAGUGGUCAGAGGAACCGAGAGUUUGUUGAGAAGCUGGAGUCAUUAUUGGAUAAAGGUGGUGUCAUCCAAGGGUUUGUAGAUGCCCUUCAGCAACUUUCAAACCCUGAAAUGCUUUUCAAGGACUGGUGGGAUGAGGUGAAGAAUCAACUGGACAAACCAAACCUGGACAAAAAGAAAAUGAAGCUACAAUACAUGACUGAAUUGCUUGGAGAUGCCAAGUCUCCAAGAUUUGGGUCUUACAGAAGAAAGUUCAUCCAGAAAUUCUCUAAAGAAGUGGAGAAGCUGCUUGGUGCCGGUGGGUCUAAGUUGUAUGAAAGGCGGAAGGAUAAGGACUUCCUCCAACAGGUGGACCGCAUGGUUCAAUCCAUGAGAGGUUUCCAAAAGGAACCAGGCAACAUGAAGGAAUACUCACCCUGGCUAAGCAGCUUCAAAGCUGAAACUCUCAAAAAUGAACUGGAGGUACCAGGUCAAUAUGAUGGCAAAUCAAAGCCAUUGCCAGAAUAUCAUGCAAAGAUCACUGGUUUCGAUGAAAGGGUGAAGGUUAUGACAUCUAUCCGUCGACCGAAGCGCAUCAUCAUACGAGGAGAUGACGAGCGGGAUUAUCCAUUCUUAGUGAAGGGUGGAGAGGAUCUGCGGCAGGACCAACGCAUUGAGCAGCUUUUUGGCGUGAUGAACAUGAUUCUCAGUCAGGACACUGCCUGUUCUCAGCGGAGCCUAGCACUCCGUACCUACCAGGUCAUUCCCAUCACCAGCAGGAUCGGUCUGAUUGAGUGGAUGGAGAACACUUGCACCCUGAAAGACUUCCUUUCCAGCAGAAGGACAGAACAAGAGCAGAAGACAAUCACAAGGCCCAAUGAAUUCUAUGAUGAGUGGAUCAGUAAAGUUGCUGGAAAGGUGGAGGGCAUUAGACGAUACGCUGAAUUGUACAAAAAAGCAAAACGUGUGGACACUGUGAAUAACUUUAGAAGAAUUGAGCAGAUGGUGCCGGACGACUUGUUAAAACGUGCUUUUGUGAGGAUGAGCACCACACCCGAAGCCUUCCUUUCACUGAGGUCCCAUUUCAGCAGUUCUCAUGCUGUGCUCUGCAUCAGUCACUGGAUUCUGGGCAUUGGUGAUAGGCAUCUCUCCAACUUCAUGAUCAAUACAGAGACUGGCGGCAUGAUCGGCAUUGACUUUGGUCAUGCUUUUGGAUCAGCCACUCAGUUUCUUCCAGUGCCUGAACUGAUGCCGUUUAGACUGACCCGGCAGUUUAUAAACUUGAUGCGUCCCUUGGCCGAGUCUGGUCUCAUCCAGAGUGUGAUGGUUCACUCACUGCGAGCCUUCAGAGCUGAGCCAGACUUGCUGCUCAACACUAUGGAUGUGUUUGUAAAGGAGCCCUCGCUGGACUGGAAGAACUUUGAGCUGAAGCAGCUGAAGAAAGGAGGCACCUGGACAGAGAGUGUAAACACCAAAGAAAUCAACUGGUUCCCUCUUCAGAAGGUCAACUUUGCUCGCCGGAAGCUUGAAGGAACCAAUCCUUCAGUCAUAACAAGUGAGGAGCUUUGUCUUGGAUUUGAGAAGAUGCCGGAGUAUAAGGGACUGUUGGCUGUGGCCCGAGGAGAAGAACAACAUAACAUUCGAGCUCGACUUGCUGACAAAGAUCUGACUGUUGAAGAUCAGGUAGAUUGCUUGCUUGAUCAGGCAACUGACCCUAAUAUACUGGGCAGGGUGUGGAUAGGUUGGGAACCAUGGAUUUGAAUCCAAUAGGGUAUUACAAAAAUCUAAUUCAGUGGGGAUUUCAAAUCAAAUUUUUUUGUAUCUUUCUGAAAGUUUGUAAGUGUGUGACGAUGAAGCUUUCAGAACCACAGCUAUUGUCAAAUAACUUUUCUAUGGGUAUGUUAAGCCAGAAUUUAAUAGGACUGUAUUAAACAAAAUGAAGGGAAAAUAAGCAGUUGUCAUUUUUCAUUGCAUGGAUUUCAAGAAUCACAUUCAUCAAAUAAAGCAUCCAAAUGUUAACAUUC
Danio rerio (zebrafish) is the source of this 12752-nucleotide messenger RNA. Lineage: Eukaryota; Metazoa; Chordata; Actinopteri; Cypriniformes; Danionidae. The record is from RefSeq and is a predicted model, not a curated record.